This is a messenger RNA of Microtus oregoni (creeping vole), 5471 nucleotides long. RefSeq names its product solute carrier family 30 member 4 (gene Slc30a4). The transcript has 7 exons. Gene Ontology annotation, molecular function: zinc ion transmembrane transporter activity. NCBI's taxonomy places the organism in Eukaryota, Metazoa, Chordata, Mammalia, Rodentia, Cricetidae. Gene Ontology annotation, cellular component: plasma membrane. The coding region runs from base 313 to 1605 and encodes 430 amino acids. The record is from RefSeq and is a predicted model, not a curated record. Gene Ontology annotation, biological process: response to zinc ion; zinc ion transmembrane transport.
CUGUCAGACCCCGAGGCCGGCCUCCCCGAGCGGCGCGAGGCGGGCGGGCGAGCGCAGCGGCUGGAGCUCGGCCUCGAUCCCGGUCCGGGACACAGCAGCGCCAGCCGUCUGGGAGGGGGAUGUGCGGUGGUGGCGGCGGCGGCCCGGGGUAGCUGAGCGCCGCGGGAUCCCCGAGCCACCCCGGAGCUGGCGCGCGGUCGGGGCGCGGCGGGCGGAGCGGGUCUAGUUCUCCUCAUGAUGGGCAGGGACGCGCGGAGCUGCCCUGAGGAGCCCGAGCGCCGGUGAAGGCGGAGCCGCCGGCCCUCCGCGGCCAUGGCCGGCCCCGGCGCGUGGAAGCGCCUUAAAUCCCUGCUCAGGAAGGACGACGCGCCGCUCUUCUUAAAUGACACCAGCGCCUUUGACUUCUCGGACGAGGUGAGCGACGAGGGGCUUUCGCGCUUUAAUAAACUUCGAGUCGUGGUGGCCGACGAUGACUCGGAAGCCCAGGACAGGCCUGUGAACGGGGCGCACCCGGCCCUCCAGGCCGACGAUGACUCCUUAUUGGACCAGGACUUACCUUUGACCAACAGUCAGCUGAGUUUGAAGAUGGACCCCUGUGACAACUGCAGCAAGCGGCGCGAGCUGCUCAAGCAGAGGAAGGUGAAGACCAGGCUGACCAUUGCCGCCGUCCUCUACUUGCUGUUCAUGAUCGGAGAGCUCGUGGGUGGAUACAUCGCAAAUAGCCUAGCAAUUAUGACAGAUGCUCUUCAUAUGCUAACCGACCUUAGUGCCAUCAUACUCACUUUGCUUGCUUUGUGGCUGUCCUCAAAGUCACCAACCAGAAGAUUCACCUUUGGAUUUCAUCGCCUAGAGGUUUUGUCAGCUAUGAUCAGUGUGAUGUUGGUGUAUGUACUUAUGGGAUUCCUCUUAUAUGAAGCUGUGCAGAGAACAAUCCAUAUGAACUAUGAGAUAAACGGUGACAUCAUGCUCAUCACCGCAGCUGUUGGAGUUGCAGUUAAUGUCAUAAUGGGGUUUCUGUUGAACCAGUCCGGUCACCACCAUUCCCACUCCCAUUCCCACUCCCUGCCUUCAAAUUCUCCGACCAUGGUAUCUAGUGGACACAGCCAUGGGCAGGACAGCUUGGCAGUGAGAGCUGCAUUUGUACAUGCCCUGGGUGAUUUGGUACAGAGUGUUGGUGUGCUUAUAGCUGCAUACAUCAUAAGAUUCAAGCCAGAAUACAAGAUUGCUGAUCCCAUCUGUACAUAUAUAUUUUCAUUACUUGUGGCUUUCACAACGUUUCGCAUCAUAUGGGACACAGUAGUGAUAAUACUGGAAGGUGUACCAAGCCACUUGAAUGUAGAUUAUAUCAAAGAGUCGCUGAUGAAAAUAGAAGAUGUCUAUUCUGUGGAAGACUUGAAUAUCUGGUCUCUCACUUCGGGGAAAUCCACUGCCAUAGUUCACAUGCAGCUAAUUCCUGGAAGUUCAUCUAAGUGGGAAGAAGUACAGUCCAAAGCUAAGCAUUUAUUACUGAACACAUUUGGCAUGUAUAAAUGCACUAUUCAGCUCCAGAGCUACAGACAAGAAAUGAACAGAACUUGUGCAAAUUGUCAGAGUUCCAGUACCUGAUUCUAUGUACUUGGGGUCUACAGCCUUAUUUAUCCUACAGUCACAGACUUGAGAGCAAUAAACGUAUACUAAUGGAGUCCCUGACAGCUGUGUACAUGUCAAGCUCCGGUCUCACAAGAACAGUCCCUCCCAUCUGACUGAUAAUUGCAUGAUUUUCGGGUGAAGUUUCCAAAGUACUGUUUACAGAGUAAGCUGUAGCUCUGCAGAUACCUCAUAGAAGACCGUUCAAGACCGUACUUCACUCAUUUGACAAAAUACCCAAGAUGCACAGGAAGACUCAGAAUUCAGUAUUUUCAUCUAAAACUACUUUUUACAGGCCUGUCGUAUGAAGUGAGUGCUAGCAAACUCAGUGUUGAAUUAUUUGGGAUUUUUGUGUCUGUGUAAUUUUGGCAUCUAGUUUCUGGAAUUGUGUUCUCUUUUUAUAAAAAUCAGCCCUCAACAGAUUUCAGAAAGUAAUAAUACCCAGAAAAUGGAAUAAGCAUGUAUUCCUAAGUGUUUCAGAACUGUUUUAUUUCACAAAUAACUCUUGAUAUUUGUUAGAGUCAUAAUUUAUAAGCAAAUUUUCCAGAUCUUACUGGGUUUUGAAUCUCAAUGUUUUGAUUAUUUGUAAUCGUACCAGAAAUAUUCACAUAAUGUGGUCACUAUCAUUGAAUUAUUUAGGAAAUUUUUAAUAUAGCUCUGAAUAACAGACAUUAGAUUUAACCUUAAAUCACCUUACCAUAUGAUGAUCUAAACCAGAGGGGCAAGCGGUGGGGUGUGAAGGUUUGCGUUUCUGUCUUCCCUACAAAUCACUCUGUGCUUUAUGUAGAAUUGUCUUACGAAUAGUAAGAGACAAAGCUCCUCUUUAAAGAACUGCCAGCAUUGUUAGUAAUCGUUUGCUUGGUACCCUGUUCUCAUGUACACCAGGUCAUCUGUAUGCAUCUUUCAGUGACCAAUAGAGUUCCUGAGUUUAUUAAUGCCCACCAUGCAGAGUACCCUGUUACUCCAGAGAGAAUUUCUGUUUUAUGAUAUGGGUUAGGGGGUUCUCUGUGCAUUACAGAAAGCCCCAAAUACAAUCUUGAAGUUUUAUAAUAGUGCCAUAGUAUAAAAAUACAGAGGGGCUGGGUGGAGAAAGUACUCUGAGAAAACAGAAAUGAAAGGGUUUUGUUUUUAUUCUUGUUUUUUUUUUUCUUGUCAUGUAUGUACGUGCACAAAAAUAAACUGAAAUAAGGAUGGAUAUUAAAGCUAUGUCUAGGGAAGAAGCAUAAAUAUUUCCAAGCUUAAGGGAACAUGAUUGGCAGAAGUUUGUUAAAGAGAUAGUCAUGAAUAUUCAUAUUUCAUUUCCAGCAGUUGUUUUGAGACAAUCUCUUUCCAGCAUAGACACUUCAUAUGGUCCUUGGCUCGUCAGAGAAUCAGAGUAGAGUAACAGUGUCUCAAACAAGUUGUGAAUUGAAAUCCUAGAAACCCAAAUGAUGUGUAAAUGAAGAGUGAGAAAUAGGUAUUAUCUUCUUACUUCAGACUUUCCCUACGUGUAAAACUAAAAUAAGGAAAUCCGGAUUUACCCAUUGGAAAUUGAUAGUAUCAAAAAAUAGCUGUUGUUACCUAAUAAAACCCAGUAGUAUUUGCUGAAUUCAAAGUUUGCUUUGAAAAAAAAGAGGAAAGUUAACUUUGUUGAAUUUUUAUUGUGAGUCCAUUUAUAAAUGUUUAAAUUUCAAAAUUUUAGACAAUAAACUAAAUAAAACGGUGAUAACCAUAUGAAUAAGUAGCAGGCAUUUAAGUGGCUGCCUGGGCAUGAGUGGCCUUUAGGUAUCUAGGAAAGAAAGGGAAAAUGUACAUUUUGUACUUAACAUUUAUCAUACCAUGAGUUUCUUAUAGGCAUCCUUUAUCACAAUGUGGGCAUAUCUAGAUUUUCAUAGUGACUUGUUCCUUAAGUUAUUUGAUAAGACAGCCUAAAAAUCUAUUUGAAUAUUGAAAGGGGUUGUUUUUUAAAAAUACAGAAACACUGAAAACUUGGGAAUCUUAACUAUCCUGUUCUACUUAAGGUGGGGUGUGCCUGAAGUUUCUGUGCUUUAUUGUUGCAGCAAGAGCUAGACCUUGUACUUUACUGCUUCCACAUGAUGGAGAACUGGUAGAUUUUACUUUUUAAUUUGUCAGUACCCGCAGAGGAGGACAUUACCUCAGCAGUUACUCCAGGGACUACACAGCUGUGGGGUUUGGGCUGUCCUUCACUGCUGAGCUGUGGAAGCUCUUUGCUCUGUGAAACGAGGGUCUGAAUUGGAGAGAUGUGGUGCUGGUUUUGCACUGGGAAGCAUCACAACAUAAAAACUUGGCAGUUCUCCACUGCAAUACAUCUACCGAAUAUUUGCAGAUAAUCAGUUACUGUAGACAUUAACCUGUGUUUCACAACGCUGGCCCCCUACCGUCUUUUGUUUUACUAAUUUUACUAUUACAAUUUACUGUUGUCUGACUAAUGAUCUUGUUGCCUUAACAAGAUUAGCGAGAAUGCAGUGAAUAAGACAUACUUGAUUGUGAUUCUUACAUACAGCUGUAUUGUUUCCAUGGCUGCAGGUCCUGAUGUGGGCAGAGAUCUUCAUAGCUCCCAUCAACACUGUUUGCUGGAUCACUGGAUUUCUUAGUUUACUGUAUUUCUUUUCAGUUUGGGGUUGGGGCUUUAUUUCUCUCUAAAAUGUUUCCUAAUUAUGAAUUCUUUAGCCCAGGAGGUUCACCUGUCAGUAUUUGUCUUUAGGUGAUCCUUCCCAGAAUGGACACAGGCAAGAUCAUGUAGAUACACUGUUUCUCUCUCGUUUUUCAGAGAGAGCUUUCCAGGUGAGAAAGGUUUUAUAACAGCAUAUCAUCCCCUGCCUAGAUUUCUGCACGCUGAACUUAAUAGAGCAUAUGAAACAGAAAUAGACUGAGCACCACUGGGAAGGACUUUGGGUUUCUCAAAAUGCCAGUCAGUACUCUUGGAGAUUUUGACUCUGAAGCACGCAGUUCAGCUGCAUUUGGCUUUAUGUAUUUAUGAUCCUUGGUUCAUCAUCAUAAGAUGCUUUUACGGAAUCUGAACCCUUUUCAGGUACAGUUUUGGGCAGUUUUGCUGUUGACCACCUUGUGUAUAGCCAGAGUUACAGAAUUUGUCCCUACAUACGGGAUGAGUUCAUCUGGUCUUAGACAUCUCGCUGGAUACUGUGCUGAGGGAAGCAAGUCUGACCUCCAGGUGUCGCCUAACGACAGAGCAUCAUUGCACACUCUAGCUCCAGGGCUGUCGGAUGGGUCCUGCAGGCCGGCCUUUCAGAUUUGAUUUGGCAGUUAGAUACAUUGUGAUAUUAGUGGGCGCUGCAGACUGGAAAGAAGAAACGGGAUUCCUCAGUGUUACAGGGUCUCCGUUUAUCAAGCCAGUCACUGAGUUCUUGGUUUCAAAAGGUUUGUGGGGAACCAACAGUCAUUAUCUGGUUUUUGUUAAGAUUGGUAAAUGUUUUUGGAGACUGUGACAGCUAAAUCCAUGACAGUGUCAAUUUAAGUAGUGCCAUCAACAAUAUUCUAGAAUAAAUGCAGCACAAAGCUGAAAUGUGCCAGUCUGUCCCUUUUCUACCUAGAAGAGACCUUGUAUUUGGAAAGUGUCUGCCUCUCUAAAUAUGUGACUAAAUAAGCCAUAUCACGGUUUAAGAAAUUGUAUAUACUUUCCUGUACACCCCUCCAAAAACCAAGUAUUUUGCAUAUGAUUGAUUUUAGAAAGAUUUUGAAGUUGGGGUUUAUCUGUGUAAUGAAGAUCAGGUUCUUUGUAUAUGUACUGUAUUUGCCAUUUUCAAAUGAAAUUUCCUAUAUGAUUAUUAAAUAAAGUGUUGUUUUGCCUUGUGGUUUAUUAAAAACGAGAUGUACAGUGCCCUAAA